UUGAAUCUCGAUGUAACGUAUAAGUGCUGUCUAAAACUUUAACGAAUAUCGUUUGAUAUUUUAUAAACUUUGAGGGAUUUUUAUAUAUUUUCUACAUAAUUUGUGUCAUAUAACUAGUGCACGGAUAAUUUGUUAAGUGUUUUCAAAGUAGUGCCUCGAGAUGACGUCCGAAAAAGGAGGCAGGAAAGAAAAGAAUCAGAACAUUCAAGUGUUUGUUCGUUUGAGACCUCUAAACCAGCGAGAGAGAGAUAUAAGAUCUCUUGGUGUGGUGGAAGUGGUCAGUGGCCGGGAAGUUGUGGUCCGUCAGUCGCAGCAGACCGCUCACACCAAGAGAUUCACCUUUGACAGAGCCUUUGGUCCUAACACUAAACAGGUGGAAGUAUACCAAGAGGUGGUAAGUCCCCUGAUAGAGGAGGUGCUGGCAGGCUACAACUGUACCGUAUUUGCCUAUGGACAGACGGGCACCGGAAAGACUCAUACUAUGGUCGGUGAGAACACUGGCAAUGAGACAACAUGGCAAGAUGAUCCCCUGGCUGGCAUCAUCCCGCGUGCCCUCAGCCAGCUAUUUGACGAGCUCCGACUCACUAAUACGGAGUACACAGUCCGUGUCUCAUAUUUAGAGCUAUACAAUGAGGAACUGUUUGACCUGCUUUCCACAUCUGAAGAUAAUUCCAAACUGAGGAUCUAUGAAGAUGUUACAAGGAAAGGAUCUAAUAUUGUUAACGGCUUGGAGGAGAUUACGGUAUAUAAUAAGAAUGAAGUAUACAAAAUAAUGGCGCAAGGACAAGAGCGCAAGAGAGUCGCCUCCACACUCAUGAAUGCACAGUCAAGCAACUCAAAUGAAAAGCUAAACUCGAAGCAGUUUCGGUCGCACACGGUGUUCACGAUCGUGAUCCACAUGAAGGAGAACAGCCCCGAGGGCGAGGAGCUGGUGAAGAUCGGCAAGCUGAACCUGGUGGACCUGGCGGGCUCGGAGAACAUCAGCAAGGCUGGCUCCGACAACCCCGCGAAGCGCGAGCGCGCCCGCGAGUGUGUCAACAUCAACCAGUCCCUGCUCACCCUCGGCCGCGUCAUCACCGCCCUCGUCGAGCGCCACCCCCACAUCCCCUACAGGGAAUCAAAAUUAACCCGCAUCCUACAAGAGUCGCUGGGCGGUCGCACAAAGACCUCCAUCAUCGCGACCGUGUCUCCCGGACACAAGGACCUGGAGGAGACGAUGAGCACGCUGGAGUACGCCAACCGCGCCAAGAACAUACAGAACAAGCCCGAGAUCAACCAGAAGAUGACCAAGAAGGCCAUCCUCAAAGAAUACGCGGAGGAAAUCGACAGGCUCAAGAGAGAUCUGCAGGCCGCUAGAGAUAAAAAUGGUGUAUACCUCGCCAAUGAGACAUUCACGGAAAUAAUGCUGAAACAAGAGGAACAGAGGAAAGAGAUACAGGAACUCCUGCUGAGGAAGAGAUCUGUAGAAGAGGAGAGGGAGAGGAUGGAGUCCAUGUUCAACUCUCAGGGUCAGGAGCUGCAGCGACAGCAGUCAGAACUCAACAUGACCAAGAAUAUAUUGAACAGUACUAAAGAUAAACUUGUUGAAACUAAAAAUAUGCUGCACAGCACGCAGCAGGAGGUGGAGGAGCAGAAGCACCUGGUGUCGUGUCACCAGCGCACCGAGAGCGGGCUGAGCGCGCACGCCGCCGACAUCCUCGCCGCCGCAGACAUGGCCACGCAACAUGUCUACUGCCUCCAUGAUAAUGUUGAUAAACGCAAAGUGGUGGAGCAGAGCAACCUGGAGGUGCGCAGCGCGUACCUGAGCGCGGCGCAGCGAGUGCGCACACAGAUGUCGCAGGCCGCCGACACGCUGCGCACGCGACAAGCUGACACCUUCGCUGACAUGCAGCACGCGCUGCAGAGCCACACCGCGGAGAGCGUGCAGAUUUGCGCAGACAACAGGGCGAGGAUGCAGCAGCUGAUCGCGCAGACCACCGAAGCCAUGAACAAGAUGUCAGCAGUGCAGAGCGAGGCGAGUGCCGAGGUGCGCAGCAGCAGCAGUGCGCAGCAGCGCGAGGUGCGCAGCGCGCUGGCGGCGCAGUGUGCGCAGCUGCAGGCGGCGGUGCAGCGCGCAGCAGACACCGCGGCGGAGGCGCUGCUCACUGCUGCGCAUCUCGACAUGCAGACACCGCUCACUACAUACUUGGACCAAUGGUACACGAGCAUGUGCGCGAGCCUGUCCGCGCUGCGCAGUGGGCAGGCGCAGUUCGCGCAGUGCGUGUCGAGCGGUGCGCAGACACAGACGAGAGCCGCACGCCGGCAGCGCGCCGCACGUCAGGAGCACGCAGACCGCACUAACGCUGCUAUCAAUGCACGGAUUGCGCUUAUAAUGGAAGAUAAAGCAAACAUAGAACGACAGAUAAACGAACAGUUGGAAGACAUAAAAAGAGAAAGAGCAGAAAUGGAGCUCCGUUUAACUGAAUGGAUGGAAGAAGAGAGACGUCUUCUAGAAGAACGUAUCGCGAAACACGUUGAGAAAGAACGAACAGCUUUAGAAGAGAGGUUAAAGUCGAGGUUAUCGAGAAUAGAAGAGCAUAAAAAGAAGAUGGAAGAGACUAUAUCAUAUAAUUUGGAAUGGCAUGAAGCAUUGCUGAGGUUAAAUGAACAAGAGAAUGGAGAACUAGACGCUAAUAUAAAGGAGAAUGAAAAAGAAGUUGAGAAUUGUUUGAAAGAAGUGGAGAACUUUAAACAACUUUGUGAUGAAGGUAUGAAUGCGGUGUCAACAGAGGUAGACUCCUUGAGUGGUAACGUUCUGAAUGUUGUCGCUGAAGUUAAGAGUAAAAUGGUGGAUGUUGUACAAAGCGCCAAAGAUAAAGUUGAGAUGGAAAGCAAGGAAGCUAUAUCAAGCAGCCAGCAGGCGUCGGAGCAGGCGUGCGCCAGUGUGGAGCUGGCCAUACAGACCGCCGCACACCACUGCCAGCUGGCCAUCACUGGCAUGCUGGAACAGAUUAACGCAAAUACAACAUCGACGAUAGAAGAAGUGUCCUCAGUAUGCGAGAGCAGCGCGGCUCUGGAGAGUGUCAGCCGCAGUCACCUGGCGGAGCAGAGGUCGCGUCUCUCCGCCGCGCACACGCACGCUCACAACUUCUACUCCGCGCUCAGGCAUCAGAUGGAUCUGCAGGAGGAGGCGGAGCAGAACUGUCUCAAGGAACAGUACAAACUUUACUCGCCUACUGGUCGUACUCCAGCGCGUGCGCAGUACCAGUACCCGCGCAGACUGCCCGCCACCUCCCCGCACGCGCGACUCCUCGCUCGCUUCCGCGCCGCACGACUCGCCACGCGACAGAACAGUCGCGAACAUGAUCAUGAAGAGUGUAUAAUGGUUGAAUCAGAGGAGACGCGAGCCCAGAGCGACUGCGAGUCCUCCAGCUCCGAGGACUCCGCCGUCGUGUUCGUGGCGCCUUCGCCCCCCGCUGAGAUUGCACCAGCUGACCAUCCCCCGCUCAUCAAGUGCACCUCGGAAACUGACAUUUAUGUGCGACAGCGUCAACAACAUCAACAAGGCAAGGAGAAUGUGAAUCGUUCGAUGAGCUUCAAGAAGCCAUCCAAACUGCCCGCACCUGCACACGCACCCGCCUCCGGGAAGAAACCUCUGUGUGAUCGCAACGCAUCCUGACAACAUACACUCAUCAUUUAUAAUAAAUAAAUAUAGUAUUUAAGUAACCUUUGUCAUGUUGUACGUUGUUUAAAAAAUAUUUUAUGCAAUUAAAAAGCACAAAAAUCUACAUAUUACGUAUAAUACGAUUCAAACUUUAUAGAUGUUUGUUGUUGCAAUAUUAAUAUGAGUGUCGAAUGUCAAAGCUCUUGUAUUAAAACAUGCCAUCUCUCUUAUUCUCUAUGGAAAACCAGAGACAACACAACUUUUAACCACCAAUUGUAUGGCUUCAUAAUUGGUGAAAUAAAAAAAAAUAUUUAAAAAUAGUAUUUUAGCUUUAGAAAUCAGGCAAAAUCCCACCUGAAAUUUAUAAUUUGUUUGACCAAACGCUUGUCAAUUUGAUGAAACGAGGUAAAUAUACACAAAUACAUACCCAAUAUUUAUGUUAUUAUCUGCUUUUUAACGUGAUUUGUACCCAAAGAUCAUUUUCCUUGCUUUUUUUCCUUAAUCCAUUUAAAAUUCUAAUUAACUCAUUAUAAUUUUGAUGAAAAAAAAACUGCUAGACGGUUUUAAAAGUAAAAAAACAGUAUCCUUUUUUAUAUUAUUUAGUGUAAAGGUGUGCCCACACUUGAGUGUUUGACUCACGAUUGUCGUGUGUGUUCACCUUAAUCAUUUUAAU
Messenger RNA from Papilio xuthus (Asian swallowtail), 4316 nucleotides. RefSeq names its product Kinesin-like protein at 61F (gene Klp61F). The transcript has 21 exons. Gene Ontology annotation, molecular function: ATP binding; microtubule binding; plus-end-directed microtubule motor activity. The coding region runs from base 161 to 3658 and encodes 1165 amino acids. The record is from RefSeq and is a predicted model, not a curated record. Lineage: Eukaryota; Metazoa; Arthropoda; Insecta; Lepidoptera; Papilionidae. Gene Ontology annotation, biological process: mitotic spindle assembly; spindle elongation; microtubule-based movement. Gene Ontology annotation, cellular component: mitotic spindle; spindle microtubule; nucleus.